Messenger RNA from Eriocheir sinensis (Chinese mitten crab), 699 nucleotides. Its product is annotated as hemicentin-1-like. Gene Ontology annotation, biological process: homophilic cell-cell adhesion; axon guidance; dendrite self-avoidance. Gene Ontology annotation, molecular function: cell-cell adhesion mediator activity. The record is from RefSeq and is a predicted model, not a curated record. Lineage: Eukaryota; Metazoa; Arthropoda; Malacostraca; Decapoda; Varunidae. Gene Ontology annotation, cellular component: plasma membrane; axon. Bases 43 to 555 code for a protein of 170 amino acids. The transcript is spliced from 3 exons.
ACAGUAUUUCAUUAUGCCUCAGCACCGCCAGAAGUGAGCUCCAUGGAUGAUGUGGCGGGCUACAGCGGGCAGCCGGCGGUGAUCAGCUGCCACGUGCAGACCCUGGUGCCCUUCACCCUGGCCUGGCAGAAGGACGGGGCAGACCUGGGCACCAUACAGAGGUUCCCGCAGUCAUCAGAGGUGCACUACAUGGUGGACUCCCCCGGCCGGGAGGACGAAGGCUACUACACCUGCGUGGCCACCAGCAGCGCCGGGACGGGAUCCUCGACUGUGUUCCUGGAUGUCAAGGAGCCGCCGCCGCAGGUCCAGGCCCCGAGCAAUGUUACGAUGCUGCCCUCACGCCCCGCCGUCCUCACCUGCCACACCUCCUCCACGGUGCCCUACAACAUCACCUGGUCACGCUACGUCAUCAAAGGCCAAGUCCAGGAUUUCUUCGGAAGAACAGAAACAAGUAUUUAUAUGGAGAUGGAGAUAUUGGCUUCCUGCUUUUACUUACAAUGUUUUGUUUGCCAGUCAUUACUUCAUUUAUUUAUCUAUUCUUUACCUAAUCUUUAAGGGGGCUUCAUGGUGCAGUAGUUAGCACACUCUGCUCACAACCGAGAGAGCCUGGGUUCGAUUCCCGGGCGGAGUUGAAAAAUUUGGACGGCUUUUCCGAUACCCUAUGCCCCUGUCCACCCAGCAGUGAAUGGGUACCAGGUA